This is a messenger RNA of Salvelinus sp. IW2-2015, 2366 nucleotides long. It is a transcript of the gene gpr183a, whose product is annotated as G protein-coupled receptor 183a. Gene Ontology annotation, cellular component: membrane. Gene Ontology annotation, molecular function: oxysterol binding; G protein-coupled receptor activity. Gene Ontology annotation, biological process: G protein-coupled receptor signaling pathway. The record is from RefSeq and is a predicted model, not a curated record. NCBI's taxonomy places the organism in Eukaryota, Metazoa, Chordata, Actinopteri, Salmoniformes, Salmonidae.
AGUGAUGUUUUGGGGCUGUUGCUGGGCAACACGGACUUUCAACUCCCUCCAAAGAUUUUCUUGUGGGCAUCAACAAGUGACAGUUUCACUAACCAAGAAAGGGAGAGAGAAAAAGAGACAUGGGGGGUGGAGGGAGAGAAUGCGGUCAGAGAGAGAGAGAGAGAUCCACAAACUCAAGAACAUAAAAGCAACACAGAAUAUUAUAAUGUCACCAUGGUUACGAGAGCCUGCCCGCGCCUCAAACAUAGUUCCCUAUUUGUCACUCUGUGUCACUCUGCUCUAAAACCCUGGGGGAACACGGUCUCUGCUGAACUCUGAGAGGACAAUUGUCUCGCGCCAAGGACGAACUAUCCCGCUUUUACUCUGACACUUUGGAAGUAUGCCAUAAUACCGCUGGUUUUGAUAUAGCUAGCUUCCCUCUCCACUGGCCCCAAGAUGGAGGGGAUGAGGACCUUCAACCAGCCUCCAACCUCCAGCCAUCCAGCCCCCACCAUUAACGACUCAGACACCUGCAUUACCCUGUACAACCACCGGGGGUACGCACGAGUCCUCAUGCCUCUCUUCUACUGCAUCGUCUUCUCCGUGGGGUUGCUGGGCAACGCCCUGGCCUUCCACAUCAUCCGCCCCAACGUGAGGAAGAUGAACUCCACCACACUCUACUCUGCCAACCUGGUCAUUUCUGACAUCCUGUUCACACUGUCACUACCGUUACGGAUAAUCUACUACGCACUGGGCUUCCACUGGCCCCUGGGGGAGACCCUGUGUAAGAUCACAGGGCUGAUCUUCUACAUCAACACUUACGCCGGGGUCAACUUCAUGACCUGCCUCAGUGUGGACCGGUUCAUUGCUGUUGUCUUGCCGCUCCGAUUCGCACGCUUCCGUAAGGUCUCCAAUGUCCGGUACAUUUGUGUCGGGGUGUGGUUGCUGGUCUUAAUGCAAACUCUGCCCCUCCUCGCCAUGCCCAUGACUAACGAGGAACCUGAUGGCUUCAUCACCUGUAUGGAGUAUCCCAACUUCGAACCGGUGCCCAACAUCUCCUAUAUCCUGAUUGGCGCCGUAUUCCUAGGCUACGGAGUCCCCGUGGUGGCCAUCCUGGUGAGCUACUCCAUAUUGUGUUAUAAACUCCGCCUCGCCGCCAAGGCCAAUCAGCUGACGGACAAGUCGGGGCGCAGCCAAAAAGCCAUCGGGGUGAUCUGCUGCGUCUCCCUGGUGUUCGUGGUCUGUUUCAGCCCCUAUCACAUCAACCUCCUCCAAUACAUGAUCCGAAAGCUGAUCUACACACCAGACUGUGCUGAACUCACAGCCUUCCAGAUCUCCUUACACUUCACUGUGUGUCUGAUGAACCUCAACUCCUGUCUGGAUCCAUUCAUCUACUUCUUUGCCUGUAAGGGUUACAAGACGAAGUUGCUGAAAAUCCUGAAGAGGCAGGUGAGCGUGUCCUUCUCUAGCGCAGCACGGACAUUGCCCGAGGGGUCGUCCAGAGACUUCAGCAAUGGUAAUAAGAUCCACCUCAACAGCACCAGACACAAACAGUGAGAGAAUGGUGAAAGGUGAGCCGACGACCAACCAACAGACUGGUGAGCCAAAGACAAACCAACAGAUUGGAGAGCCGACAACCAUCAAUCAGACCGGUGAGCCAACGAUUAGCCAACAGACCGGUGAGCCAAUGACCAGUCAACAACCAGUGAGAAUGAUGAGCCAAUGACCAACAGUUCAGCAGCCAACAAUCAGUUACAGCAGUGAGCAAGAAACCAGCAAAUUGCCAGAGGAUCUCUGAGGAGAACUAUAACUGUAUAACUGAUUACAAGUUUAAAGAGGCAUCUCACACCCUCUGGAAAUAGAGCCACUGAUCUAGGACAGCCCAGGCAGCAGACUGUUUCUGGAUCCAACAAAGUGUUUGCCUAUACAGUGACAAGUUGAUCAAAAGCGGAAACACAUAAACACAUAAGAACAUUAUUAAACAGCAUGGACAGCUGAAUAUUACUUAAUGGUUUCAGAGACUCUGACCAAAGAAUAGAAAGCUUUGGGACGUUACAAUGCUGAGGAAUGAAGAUUAUAAACCAUGUGGAUUAUACUUUUUGUAUAUACACUUAAUGAAUUAUUCUUCAACAUAACCUUGGGAUUAUUGUUAAAUGUAAAAUAUUUCAACACCAUGUACUAAAUGUAACCACGUCCUUCAAUUAAUUGAAUCAGGAUCAAUUACAUUUUUUACCAAGAUGUUCAAAUGAAUAAGUAYGAAUAAGUUUUAAUUAGUUUGAAUUAGUUUGUUGACAAUGAAGGUUUCCCUCUGUUCUUGAUUAAUGUGAUUGUUGUAUGUGGCUAUCAAACCAUGUCAUUUUAAAUAAAUAAGAAAUAGAAAUAAAUGA